Caenorhabditis remanei is the source of this 453-nucleotide messenger RNA. RefSeq lists its product as uncharacterized. The transcript is spliced from 2 exons. NCBI's taxonomy places the organism in Eukaryota, Metazoa, Nematoda, Chromadorea, Rhabditida, Rhabditidae. The record is from RefSeq and is a predicted model, not a curated record. Bases 1 to 453 code for a protein of 150 amino acids.
AUGUAUAAGCGGCCUUUGGUCCUUCAAUCAUUAAAUAUUACUAAACUUACGGAACGAUGGGCGAAUGUUGCACUCGAGAACAAGUCGGGACACAUUUUCAAGCUGGAAGUCAUGCACCAAUAUACCGGACAUGAGGUCCAGAGUUCUGGAUGGCAUAUUCUGAAACCGAACCAGAAACUGACGGUGUUGAAGGUGAACUUUAAUACUGGAGUGUUCACAACUGGAACCGAUAAUUGGAAGGUUCAUGGGCUGAAGAAGAAAGAUAAGGAUAGCGAUGACUUCACCGAGUCGUGGCGCUCUGGAACCGGAGCGGCUGGUACUGACUGGAAGAAGCAUACGUUGAGAUCAGAGGAUGAUGGGGAAGUUACAGAAAUCAAGGUGUUCGAGUCGGAGAUUCAGUUCGUGUCGAAGAGUGGAACAUCGACGACUAGCUUCUACCGUCAUGAUGAGUAG